AUGAAAUUGUAUCGAUUAAGCAUAGCACAUGAACACACCAUAAAGACGGAAAAUGCUGCAGUUAGCAGACAACUUAAAACAUUUCUAUCAAUGUGUUUACUUCAUCAUGAAAAAUCAGCCUCAGUUGAUUUGAUGACAAAAGCAAACAACAAACUCGUCUGUCAUUUUGAUGAAGUUUAA
This is a messenger RNA of Clunio marinus, 180 nucleotides long. The record is from the annotation of a GenBank genome assembly. Lineage: Eukaryota; Metazoa; Arthropoda; Insecta; Diptera; Chironomidae.